Cheilinus undulatus (humphead wrasse) is the source of this 1510-nucleotide messenger RNA. RefSeq names its product ATPase H+ transporting V1 subunit D (gene atp6v1d). The record is from RefSeq and is a predicted model, not a curated record. The transcript has 9 exons. Gene Ontology annotation, cellular component: proton-transporting V-type ATPase complex. Gene Ontology annotation, molecular function: proton-transporting ATPase activity, rotational mechanism. The coding region runs from base 208 to 954 and encodes 248 amino acids. Lineage: Eukaryota; Metazoa; Chordata; Actinopteri; Labriformes; Labridae.
AGAGACCAGCUGAUCAUCACCGGACGAGGAGUAGGACAAGAUCACGACCAUCAGUCCGAUCUGUGCUUAUAAUCCUGCAAGAAAAACAUCACUUACCUGCACCACAUGCUUAGAUUAAUACAGUAGAUUUAACGAUAACGGUUCAGCGUUGAUUUUCGGAAACGGAAGUAAACAGAAGACCACAACCAUCGACCAAAAGACGAGAAGAUGUCUGGAAAAGACAGGAUCGACAUAUUCCCCUCCAGAAUGGCUCAGACCAUCAUGAAGGCUCGACUAAAAGGUGCUCAGACCGGCCGCAACCUGCUGAAGAAGAAAUCUGACGCCCUCUCCAUGCGCUUCCGUCAGAUCCUCCGCAAAAUCAUCGAGACUAAGACUAAGAUGGGAGAGGUGAUGAGAGAGGCAGCUUUCUCAUUGGCUGAAGCCAAAUUUGCAGCUGGAGACUUCAGCACAACUGUGAUCCAGAACGUGAACAAAGCUCAAGUGAAGGUCAGAGCCAAGAAGGACAACGUAGCAGGUGUCACUCUUCCAGUUUUUGAGCACUACCAGGAGGGUGGAGACAGUUAUGAGCUGACUGGUCUGGCCCGAGGAGGAGAGCAGCUCUCCAGGUUGAAGAGGAACUACGCCAGAGCUGUGGAGCUGCUGGUGGAGCUGGCCUCCCUACAGACAUCUUUUGUCACUCUGGAUGAAGCCAUAAAAAUUACCAACCGGCGUGUGAAUGCUAUUGAACAUGUGAUUAUUCCCCGGAUCGAUCGCACCCUCACCUACAUCAUCACAGAGCUGGAUGAGAGAGAACGAGAGGAGUUCUACAGGCUGAAGAAGAUUCAAGAGAAGAAGAAGCAGCUCAGGGAGAGAACAGAGCUGGAGAUCGCGGCCCGUCUGGCUAAGCUGGGCCCCAUCGCCGAGCCCACCAACAUGCUGACGGAGGAGACGGAUGAAGACCUGCUGUUUGAGUGAACAAUAUAUCUAUCAACAUAUUUAUUGUGUGCCUCUGAGGCCGUGUCUAUGUCUUCUAUUACAAUUGAUGAACUUGUUUUUUGUGUACUCGUCUGUGAUGAUUUGUGCGGUUGUUUUCAGCACUGGAAGGUUGUGUGUGUUUCCAGAUUUGUCUGUGUACAGAACCAAAAUGUCGUCAAGCUUGGCUGUAAACCCACAAGGGACUCUGUUCACCUUAAAGUAAUCUAAAUAAUAAGAAAAUGUUUAUGUUUACACACGGCUUGUGAGUAAAUUAAAGAAGCAUUCCAUGUGAUGGAUGGAUUGUAGAUAUUCCUCUUCAUUUAGAGCCAUUUAUUGCAUGCUGUAAAGCUUCAAGUGGUUGUAGAUUUCAAAGAGUGUGUGAGCCUGUGUUGUGAAGGAUCAUCCAGCUGCUGACCUCAUAUCACUGGGUUGUUCUUACCUCGCUGAGGAUGUUUACCAUUAUAUCUAAAAACCCACAAUAUGACCCCACUGUAAAACUUGGUGUAAGUCCACAAAGCCCAACACUUCAUCAAAUAAAGAUGUUAUUAUUCUCCAA